AUGAAGAACUCGAAAGAGAUCAAAAUAGUCAUGUUCCCCUGGCUCGGCUAUGGCCACAUCACCCCAUUCCUCGAGCUCGGCACGAAAAUUGCCGCCUCCCGAGCCAAUGUCAAAGUCUACCUCGUCUCCACCUUAGCCACACUCUCCUCCAUCGAGCAAAAAAUCACCACCACCGCCGGCCGCCGCUCGAUAAACCUCGUCCCUCUCCUCCUCCCAUCCUCCCCCGGCCUCCCGCGCUCCCUCCACACCACAAACGGCCUCCCUCCGAACCUAAUGCCAAGCCUCAAGUCCGCCUUACAAUCCCCCGAGGCAAUGGAUGGCUUCUCCGAUAUCCUCACGGACCUCUCUCCCGACCUAAUAGUGUACGAUUUUCUCCAGCCAUGGAUCCCGGCCCUCGCCCGGGACCACGGCAUCCCGGCCGUGCAGUUCGUCACGUGCAGCUGCACGAUGGCUAGCGUCAUGUGCCACUACUCGAAAUACCCGUCAGGCGAUCGGGCCUACCCGUUUCCCGAGAUUCAAUUCCGAGACUACGAAUCGGCCCGAGAGGUCGGAAAAUUGCUCGAGUGCGCGAACGAUCCAGUCGAACGAGAGAUGGUUUUCCGUGGGAUCGAGGAGUCGUGCGGGGUAGUCCUCUUCAAGGGCUUCCGGGAAAUCGAGGCGCCUUACAUCGACUACGCCGGCUCGCUCGUUUCUAAAAGGUUCAUCCCGGUCGGCCCACUCGUCCAAGAGCCCGUCGGCCCUGUUGAAAAACGGGACCUCGACAUCUUCGAGUGGCUCGACUCCAAGGAGAGGAAGUCCACGGUUUUCGUCUCGUUUGGGAGCGAGUACUUUUUGUCGAGGGACGAUAUGGACGAAAUUGCCCUCGGCCUCGAGCUCAGCGGGGUCAACUUCAUAUGGGUCGUGCGAUUUCCAAAAGUGGAAGGAGAGGAACUGGCGGGGGCCCUGCCUGGAUGGUUUUUGGACAGGGUCCGGGCAACGGGCAGGGGCAAUAUCGUCCUGGGGUGGGCCCCACAGGCGAGGAUACUCGGCCACGAGAAUGUCGGGGGUUUCGUGAGCCACUGCGGGUGGAACUCGGUUAUGGAGAGCAUGACGAUGGGGGUUCCGAUUGUGGCUAUGCCGAUGCAUCUUGACCAGCCGGUCAACGCGAGGCUCGUGGAGAAUGUGGGAGUCGGAGUCGAGGUGGUCCGGGAAAAGGACGGGAGGCUUCUUGGAGAGGCGCUAGCAGAAGCCGUCAGGCGAGUGAUGGUGGAGGAUUCCGGCGAGGUUUUCCGGCGGGCGGCGGCCGGAAUGAAAGCCAGGCUUGCUGAGAGGAAAGAUGAGGAGAUUCAUGAGGUUGUUAGAGAGCUUACUGCACUUUUGGAUAAGGAAUAA
Molecule: messenger RNA, 1371 nt
Organism: Striga hermonthica
Lineage: Eukaryota; Viridiplantae; Streptophyta; Magnoliopsida; Lamiales; Orobanchaceae
Source: the annotation of a GenBank genome assembly